Sarcophilus harrisii (Tasmanian devil) is the source of this 1311-nucleotide messenger RNA. It is a transcript of the gene SYNGR2, whose product is annotated as synaptogyrin 2. Gene Ontology annotation, cellular component: neuromuscular junction; synaptic vesicle membrane. The transcript is spliced from 5 exons. NCBI's taxonomy places the organism in Eukaryota, Metazoa, Chordata, Mammalia, Dasyuromorphia, Dasyuridae. The coding region runs from base 282 to 1043 and encodes 253 amino acids. The record is from RefSeq and is a predicted model, not a curated record.
CUUCGAGUAUCUGAAAGGUUAUUUCGUCAAAGAAGACUCGGACUCGGUCAUUUCUCGGUGCCAGGAGGAAGCACGCGAAAGCCCCGGUGGCGGUUAUAGCGGCAGAUUGUGCUUGGAUACGUAGAAGGGGCUUUCUAAGCUACCGAGAGGAGAAAUGGGCCGCUUUCGGAGUUAGUGGACUUCCCCUCCCUAGGCAGGUGGCUGGCCCGCCGCGGGCCCGGCGCUCAUUGGCCCGCAGUUCCAGGAAGGAGGCCCCGCCCCCGGCGCGUGGGGGGCGGGGCAUGGAGCUCCCCGUGUCACCCUCAGUACCGGGAGUCUCCAGUUUGCGUUCCACGGGCGGUGGCGAGGGCCACGACGUCAACGUCAAAAUGGACAGCGGGGCCUACGGGGCGGCCAAGGCCGGCGGCAGUUUCGACCUGCGGCGAUUUCUACAGCAGCCGCAAGUCAUCGUCCGGGCUGUGUGCAUGUUAUUUGCUGUGGUCGUGUUCUCCUGCAUCAUUGCUGAAGGAUAUGUUAAUGCAUCCCACUCAGCCGAGCUCCAUUGCAUCUUUAACCAAAAUGAAGAUGCCUGCCGAUAUGGCACAGCCAUUGGGGUGCUUGCCUUCCUGGCUUCUGUCUUCUUCUUCGUGGUUGAUGUCUAUUUUCCUCAGAUUAGCAAUGCCACUGACCGCAAGUACUUGGUCAUUGGUGACAUGAUCUUCUCAGCUUUCUGGACCUUCCUGUGGUUUGUUGGAUUUUGUUUUCUUACCAAUCAGUGGGCAGCCACCAGUUCUACAGCCAUGUUGAUGCGGGCUGACUCAGCCCGGGCAGCAAUCUCAUUUAGUUUCUUCUCCAUCUUCUCCUGGGGCUUGCUGGCUGCCCUUGCCUACCAGAGAUACAAAGCUGGGGUAGAUGACUUCAUCCAGAACUACAUUGACCCUACCCCUGAUCCUGCUGUCCCUUAUGCCUCCUACCCAGGAGUUGCUGGAGACAAUUACCAACAACCACCCUUCACUCAGAAUGCAGAGACCACUGAGGGUUAUCAGCCACCUCCAGUUUACUAAGCUAAGGCAGCAUGCAAAAGCACAGUGGGGGACAAAGGGAAGGGUGGGCUUGACUUGGUCUUCACCUUGUAGAAAGGGAAAGGGAGGGAGCCUUUGUACACCUUCACAAUGGCAUUCUCUUCUUCCUGUUUGUACCCCAUGCUUUUUCAAACCUGCCAUAUAAUUUGAGGUACUACUGCCUUCCUUUAAGGAGGGAUUGAAAAAUAAUCUGCCUUUGGACAGAGCAUUUUUAAGACAGUUUUGAAUAGAAGUAUUUUCUCACUGCUUU